Molecule: messenger RNA, 1065 nt
Organism: Linum tenue
Lineage: Eukaryota; Viridiplantae; Streptophyta; Magnoliopsida; Malpighiales; Linaceae
Source: the annotation of a GenBank genome assembly
AAUUCCUCCAAUCCCAAAAACCACAUUCUUCAUUUCCCACAACACGAACACACCAUCAUACCUCAUUCCAAUCUCUCCAUCAUUUCAAAUGGGGUGAUGAAAGUAUGUUGAUUUCGGAUGUGUAAGUUGCGAUCAAUCUAAGAAAUACUAAUCAUCAUCAAUGGAGAGCAGAAGCUUGGAAACAGAUGGGAGGGAGAAGGUGGUGGCCGUGGCUGUUGACGGGAAUAAGAGCAGCAUCUAUGCAUUGAAAUGGGCCAUUACUCAUAUCGUCACCAGGCACGAGACCCUUCGCCUUCUCCAUGUCAAAGAUCGAUACCUCUCAGAUCAAGAGCAGAGCCCAGAUGCUCAAAUCUCUGAGAUGAUGCUUCCCCUCAGAUGCUACUGCCAGCGCAAAGAAGUUAAUUGCGAGACUGUAGUAUUGGAGGAUAACGAUGUAGCCAAAGCAAUCGUAGAGUACAUUGGGCAUUUGGGUGUCAAGAUUCUGAUGCUAGGCACGCCCAGCAAAAGCGGUAUUUCCAGACUGUUUAGGAGUACAGAUAUACCGAGCACGGUAAUGAAAUGGGCACCCGAUUACUGCACCGUCUACGUUAUAGCCAAAGGAAAGAUCAGCUCUGUCCGGAAUUCUUCUCGCUCCAUUCCAUCGCCACAUCUUCCUCCGCUUUCUUCUUCUCCUAGUACUGCAAUGUAUCCCAGUUUAGCCCCUUCUGAAACCCCGUCAAUCAAGCGAGUGAAUGGAAGAUCAUACGACAACCUGGACUACGACCGCCUCCUUGCUGGAAUAUCAGACGCUCGGUUAAGCGUUGAUCAGAGCAACUCCCUCACGUUCUACGAUACCGUCCAGGAUUCUUCCAGGACGUCAAGGGCUGGCAGGGCUGACGUGCCCUGGGAAGCUUCUAGGACUUCAUCCUACGUCGACUGCAGAGAAGACUUUGAACCCUCCAUGACAUCCGGCUUUCGAUUGUCUAAUGGGUCUACCUCCACCUCGGCUGAUGAACGGUGCUCUUGGGACUCGGUUAGGCACAAUGUCAUGAUAGAGAGAAGCAAACAUGCACUUUUUUAACUCAC